UCCUGCCCCUGCGCUCCAGGUCUGCAAUGGCAGCGGCCGCCGGCACUGCGUUCCUUCUGUGCCUCUCCUUUCUGCACCUGCUGUCUGGCUGGUCCAGGGCAGGGCGGGCCGACACACACUGUCUUUGCUAUGACUUCAUCAUCACUCCUAAGUUCAGACCUGAACCACAAUGGUGUGAAGUUCAAGGCCUGGUGGAUGAAAGGCCUUUUCUUCACUAUGACUGUGUUAACCACAAGGCCAAAGCCUUUGCUUCUCUGGGGAAGAAAGUCAAUGUCACAAAAACCUGGGAAAAACAAACUGAAACACUAGGAGACGUGGUGGAUUUCCUCAAAGGGCAACUGCCUGACAUUCAAGUGGAGAAUUUAAUGCCCAUUGAGCCCCUCAUUCUGCAGGCCCGGAUGUCUUGUGAGCACGAAGCCCAUGGACACGGCAGAGGAUCUUGGCAGUUCCUCUUCAAUGGACAGACGUUCCUCCUCUUUGACUCAAACAACAGAAAGUGGACAGCGCUUCAACCUGGAGCCAAGAAGAUGAAAGAGAAGUGGGAGAAGAACAUGGAGGUGACCACGUUCUUCCAGAAGAUUUCAAUGGGGGAUUGUAAGACAUGGCUUGAAGAAUUUUUGAUGUACUGGGAACAAAUGCUGGAUCCAACAAAACCACCCACUGUGGCCCAAGGCACAACCCACCCCAAAGCCAUGGCCACCACCCUCAUUCCCUGGAGCCUCCUCCUCAUCAUCCUCCUCUGCUUCAUUCUAGCUGGCAGCUGAGGAGAGUUGUUUAGAUUGACAGGUGGAAGAUGAUAUUAAGAAGCCUCUGUUAGCCUGUUCUGGUUCCUGCUCUCCCUUCAGGGAGGUCGCCUGUCUACUCACCACUGUGCCUUUCUGGAAAGCAGGAGUGCAAGCCUUAGCAAGCCCACAGGCCCCCAGGAGAUGAUGAGGACGUUGUAGACUCAGCAUCUCAUGCCACUCAUUACCUUUGCUGAUGAUCCUAGCAGCCAUUUUUCUUAACGUCUUCUGCCACUUUCUCUCAGUGCUAAUGGAUGGAAUUCCUGCACAAGUUUUAACUGAACAAGAAAUCCCAGCAAAACGCAUUUUCUUUCUACUUCUUUGAUUGUGGAAAAGCAGACACUUCUCUGAAGCAUGACCUUAUUCUUCCAAACAGUAUCGCUAGUAAAAUAGCAUGCUGGACUUUAGACCUCAGGGAUCCUUUCCAUGCAGUGACCAAAAAUUGUGAUAAUCCUUUUUAUUUUUAUGGCUUCUUACAGUUUCUCAUUCUGUCAACCAUAUUGGAGUGAAGUAGUGUCAUAUGCAUCACUCACUGUAAUCUCCAUCUCCUGGGCUCAAGUGAUCCUCUAGACUCAGCCUCUAGAAUAGACUACAGGCACACGCC
Cercocebus atys (sooty mangabey) is the source of this 1386-nucleotide messenger RNA. RefSeq names its product NKG2D ligand 1-like. The transcript is spliced from 5 exons. The coding region runs from base 27 to 764 and encodes 245 amino acids. The record is from RefSeq and is a predicted model, not a curated record. NCBI's taxonomy places the organism in Eukaryota, Metazoa, Chordata, Mammalia, Primates, Cercopithecidae. Gene Ontology annotation, cellular component: external side of plasma membrane. Gene Ontology annotation, biological process: antigen processing and presentation of endogenous peptide antigen via MHC class Ib; positive regulation of T cell mediated cytotoxicity; antigen processing and presentation of endogenous peptide antigen via MHC class I via ER pathway, TAP-independent.